GUUAUGUCGUAUUGCGUAUUUAUACUAUUUAAGUUCUCAUUUCACCCACUUUGUUAAAAAGGAGGAUUGAAAGUGAAGACCGAGAGGCGCAGAAGAUCGAAAAGAAGCAUGAACGCUAUCUCUCAGGUUUGGAAAUGGCGAAAGAAGUGAGGAGGCCCCCCGAUGCCUGCCACGUGAUCCCUUUUCCUUGGCCUUUUUAUAUGGGGGUUCUUCCUAGGCGAAUCGCAUCGUUUCUAUCUCCCUUUCUCUCUUUCUCCAUCCGAGAAUCUGCACUCGAUCCCUCUGUUCUCAUCCCCAUUUGAAGUUUCUCUCUCAUCACUCUCGCUUCCACAAGCAAUGAGUCAUAAAUGGACUUUCCUAACGCUCGCUCUCGCUCUCGCUCGCUCCAUCGCCGGGUACUUCUUCUUAGCUCUCGCUCGCUCCAUCGACGAGUACUUCUCCAUCGACGGGUACUUCAACGCUCUCGCUCGCUCCAUCGACGGGUACUUCUUCGCUCUCGCUCACUCCAUCGCCGGGCCGGUGCUGAUGCUGCUCUAUCCUCUGUACGCGUCUGCGAAGACCAUAGAGAAAUCCAAGAAAGCUUCAGCGAAAAAAGAAGAAGAGAAAUCCAAGACAGACAAUGAGCAGUGGCUGGUUUACUGGAUCCUCUAUUCCGUCCUCACCCUCCUCGAGAUGCUCCUCGAGCGUCUUCUUGAGCACAUACCCCUAUGGUACGAUGUGAAGCUCAUUUUGACAGCGUGGCUGGUCCUCCCUCCGUUCAAGGGCGCGACUGUCCUGUACGACAGCUACGCGCAUGGGCCCAUCUGCAGGAUUCUCUCUCGGUUCUCCUCCUUACCUCCUCCCUGAAUGGCAAAACCAAGUCCGAGAACUAGUUCGUCGACUUCAUCGCCCCCGAGAAAGUACAAGUCUUUCAGCAUCAUAGCCUUUUGGCUCUUGUCCCUUUUCUGCAUGCAUGUAUGUAAGCUUUCCUAGCCGGAGCGGUGCAACUUUGCCUUUGACCAGGGGGAGCACGAGGCGUAUUGAUCAGAGAAUGCGUCUCGGAUUCUCAGCAAUUCUCUCUUUUACAUGCCAGAGAUUGUCGUGCUUUUAUAUUAUAUGAAUCCGGUACUGCUACUACUGAUCGGAAGGCCUUAAUAGUACCCCAGCUUCUUCACUGAUCUUUCUGCUUUGUAAGCUUGAAAUCACAGAAAAAAGCCGCAGUUUUAUCCCCCCACGAGAAUUCCAAAACAGCACAAACAAUUCGCAUGAACAGAGUAGUAGGUCAUGAUUUACUGCGCUACGAAUUUGACCAUACGUGAUAGUUAAAAGGAACAAGUUAGGCUGGUCCGUUCACCGUGGCUACAGCUCUCGACAACGACGGGAAAGCGGAAACGAUAAGAACAGUUGAACAGUCAAAGGCACCAAAAUGGGACAAUGCAAGAUAUGCAAAUGGUCCCUCAUAAUCUAGUUGAUCCUUGAGGAUACAUCACUCCCAACGUAGCUUCCUCCCACUCAGUCGAAAGUGAUGUGGAAACGGGUGAGUGCAAGCAAACUCUGAUGUGGUUUUGUCAUCCAAUCAGUAUGUUUGGCCAUUU
Molecule: messenger RNA, 1574 nt
Organism: Eucalyptus grandis
Lineage: Eukaryota; Viridiplantae; Streptophyta; Magnoliopsida; Myrtales; Myrtaceae
Product: HVA22-like protein e
Exons: 5
Coding region: 337-846 (169 amino acids)
Source: RefSeq, a predicted model, not a curated record